CAUCGCUAUUCGUCCGUUCUGUCACGAGCCUCGUCCGUGAACACCGACCUGGCGCGGCAGGCACGAAAUCAACGACCUCGAACCGAAUUACAAAUUAGAUAUUUGUAUUUUUCCUCUCAAAAGAUAAACCGGUCUGCCGAGAAACCCGUUAGAUCUGGCCGUCUCCGACCGCUCUGGUCAUUCCGGGUGAUGUAUUCUAACGUUUGAUAGCGCUAGCCAGCCAGCUAGCUGCUCAGCUCAGCUAGCUCGCCGUGCCGUGACUCACAGUGAGCAGAAAGGAGAGAUCACUUAUUAUUUUUUAAUUUCUUUAUUCCCCCUCCCAGUCGUAGCUAUAUGUUUUGUAUGACAUCCACUCGUCAGCAGUACUUCGUGAGGAAGCUGUCCGCUGUAAAACUGCAGAUACAGACCAAAUGACUCGCGUCGUCAUUUGGGCCAAAUUUGUGAACCGCUGGGUUUGAAUGAAUUUAAACACCAACGGUCGGAGCGUAGCUAACGCUAGCUCACCUUAAUACACACUUAACUAAACACUUAAACAGCCAGAGGCUUUCGGCUUUACCUCAUUGUCCUUAAUAAGCCACUAUUUAACGUUAGGUGGCUAACUAACUCGCUAGCAAGUUGGUUAGCACACUAAACAUCCAUCAGAAGCGCCAGAGUCGGUAGCUAGCUUCUCCGUUAGCUUGCUGUUUACUAGGCUGCAAAACAGGCGAAAGGUAUUCUUUUUUUUUUAAAGCGAGGUGGGCUAAACCAUCGCAAACCAUCUGGAAAUACUUAAUUUUUCGUGUAAGUGAGAAAGAGGGAGGAAAAAAAAUCCUGCAAAGAUGCCGGCUGUGUCGAAAGGAGACGGAAUGCGAGGAUUAGCGGUGUUCAUUUCGGACAUAAGAAACUGCAAAAGCAAGGAGGCUGAGAUCAAGCGCAUCAACAAAGAGUUGGCCAACAUCCGCUCAAAGUUUAAGGGGGACAAGGCUCUGGAUGGCUACAGCAAGAAGAAGUAUGUGUGCAAAUUGCUCUUCAUCUUCCUCCUGGGCCAUGACAUCGACUUUGGCCACAUGGAGGCAGUCAACCUGCUCAGCUCAAACAAGUACACCGAGAAACAGAUUGGUUAUUUGUUCAUCUCUGUGUUGGUGAACAGCAACAGUGAGCUUAUCAGGCUGAUCAAUAAUGCCAUAAAGAACGACCUGUCUAGCAGGAACCCCACCUUCAUGUGUCUGGCCUUGCACUGUAUCGCCAAUGUGGGUAGCAGGGAGAUGGCUGAGGCCUUCGCCGGAGAGAUCCCUCGCAUCCUGGUGGCAGGGGACACAAUGGACAGUGUGAAACAGUCUGCUGCUCUGUGCCUGCUGCGGCUCUACAGGACCUCUCCAGACCUAGUGCUGAUGGGAGAGUGGACCUCCAGAGUGGUGCACCUGCUUAAUGAUCAGCACAUGGGAGUCGUCACUGCUGCCAUUUCCCUCAUCACCUGCCUCAGCCAGAAGAACCCAGAGGAGUUUAAAACCUGUGUGUCACUCGCAGUGUCUCGCCUCAGCAGGAUUGUGUCGUCAGCGUCCACUGACUUGCAGGACUACACCUAUUACUUUGUCCCUGCCCCUUGGCUCUCCUGCAAGCUGCUCCGUCUCCUGCAGUGCUACCCUCCGCCUGAGGAUGGCGCCGUCAAGGGCCGGCUAGUUGAAUGUCUCGAGACCAUUCUUAAUAAAGCCCAAGAACCACCCAAGUCCAAGAAGGUCCAGCACUCAAACGCCAAGAACGCCAUACUGUUUGAAGCCAUCGCCCUCAUUAUUCAUUAUGACAGUGAACCCAAUCUCCUGGUGCGGGCGUGCAACCAGCUUGGUCAGUUCCUGCAGCACAGGGAGACCAACUUGCGCUACCUGGCCCUGGAGAGUAUGUGCACCCUUGCCAGCUCAGAAUUCUCCCACGAAGCCGUCAAAACACACAUUGAGACGGUUAUCAACGCCCUUAAGACUGAGAGGGACGUCAGUGUCCGUCAGAGAGCGGCUGACCUGCUCUAUGCCAUGUGCGACCGCAGCAACGCCAAGCAGAUUGUUGCAGAGAUGCUGAGUUACCUGGAAACAGCCGACUACUCAAUCAGAGAAGAGAUGGUGUUGAAGGUGGCCAUCCUGGCAGAGAAGUACGCGGUGGAUUACUCAUGGUACGUGGACACCAUCCUGAACCUGAUCCGCAUUGCUGGAGACUACGUGAGUGAGGAAGUUUGGUACCGUGUCAUCCAAAUUGUCAUCAACCGGGACGAUGUGCAGGGAUACGCCGCCAAGACUGUCUUUGAGGCCCUGCAGGCUCCAGCUUGUCAUGAAAACAUGGUAAAGGUUGGGGGUUACAUCCUGGGAGAGUUCGGUAACCUUAUUGCUGGUGACCCUCGCUCUAGUCCACUUGUUCAAUUUAACCUUCUGCACUCUAAAUUCCAUCUGUGUUCGGUGCCCACGCGCGCUCUUCUCCUGUCUGCCUAUAUAAAGUUCAUUAAUCUGUUCCCUGAGACCAAACCCACCAUCCAGGAGGUGCUGCGCUGUGACAGUCAGAUCAGAAACAGCGAUGUAGAGCUGCAGCAAAGAGCCGUGGAGUACCUCAAAUUGUCCUCCAUCGCCAGCACGGAUGUACUGGCUACAGUGUUGGAGGAGAUGCCCCCAUUCCCUGAGAGGGAGUCCUCCAUCCUGGCCAAGCUAAAGAAGAAAAAGGGGCCUGGUGCAGUGUCUGGCAAUGAACUUGAAGAAGGCAAGAGAGAGGGAGGAGAGCUGAACGGAGCAGGAGAACGACCUGGAGAUAGCUCAGCCAUAGGAGCGUCCAACGCUUCCACUCCUUCUCCGUCAGCUGACCUCCUCGGUCUUCGCUCAGCUGCUCCUGUCAGUGCUGCGCCGCCCAGUGCAGGCAGCCUAUUGGUUGAUGUCUUCUCAGAGGCGGGCCCUGCUGCUCCUGCUGCUGGCGCAAAUGACGAUGGCUUCCUGAGAGAUCUGGAACCUCCCACUGAGAGCUCUGAUUCCUUAUUGGCUGAGGGUCCUGGUGACUCUGACUCUGCUCCUCCUUCUGUGGUGUCUGAAGAUCCUGCUCCUCCUCUGCCUGAGUCAGAUGAACUGCUUAACAAGUUUGUGUGUAAGAAUAAUGGAGUCUUGUUUGAAAAUCAGCUCCUUCAGAUUGGCGUUAAGUCAGAGUAUCGUCAGAACCUUGGACGGAUGUAUCUGUUCUAUGGCAAUAAGACGUCAGUGCAAUUUGUCAACUUCACCACUACAGUCAGCUGCCCAGGAGAACUUCAGUCUCAGCUGAAUGUUCAGUUGAAGCCUGUGGACCCCUUGGUGGAGGGAGGUGCUCAAGUUCAGCAGGUCAUUAACAUUGAGUGUCUGACUGUCUUUUCUGAUGCACCACUUCUCAACAUCAAGUUCAGGUAUGGUGGGGCUCUGCAGAACCUUACACUCAAGCUGCCCGUCGCCAUUAACAAGUUCUUCCAGCCCACUGAGAUGUCUUCUCAUGACUUCUUUCAGCGCUGGAAACAGCUCAGCCAGCCUCAGCAAGAAGCACAAAAGAUCUUUAAGGCAAACCAUGCCAUGGACACAGAAGUGCUCAAAGCUAAGUUGCUGGGAUUGGGUACAGCCCUGCUGGAGAAAGUGGAUCCUAACCCAGACAACUUUGUGUGCGCUGGAGUGAUCCAAACCAAGGCCCAACAAGUGGGCUGUCUACUGAGACUUGAGCCCAACGCACAAGCCCAGAUGUACCGGUUGACUUUGCGCAGCAGUAAGGACACCGUCGCCAAGCGUCUCUGCGAGCUGCUGGCAGAACAGUUCUAGAACCAGCUUCUAGAACCCGCGUCUAGACCAUCACCUUCUAGAACCGAGAAGAACCACGACCAGACCAGCGUUCCACCUUCCAGAACCCUGAACAAAAUCUCAAAGCAUUCGUACAUAAGGGAAAAAGUAGCUGCCGGCCUUAACGGCAGCAAUAUUACUGUCCUAAUUCUGAUCAUUAUGAUUAUUAUUGUAUAUUAUCAUCAGCGCUACCAUUCUUGUUUUUAUUGGUGUUUACCUGUGUGUGAGCAGUGAAAGGAAGCGUGUCCGCCUGCGUGUUUGUGGAUGAAUGAGUGUGUGAGCAUAUUAGCCUGCGCACGAAAGAAUUGUAAUAGUUCAACCUUUUUUUUUUUUUCUUCACCCCCGUCCUGCCUGUUAACCAGUCCGCCUGUGCUUGUGUUGACAGCUGGUGUGGGUCGUGGAAGGAGUGAAAGAAAAGAGGGAGCGACUGAGAAAGAGAUGGAAAGACGUUCUUCCUUUUUUUUCCUCUCUCUCUCUCUCUCUCUCUCUCUCUCUCUCUCUCUCUCUCUCUCUCUCUGUGUGUGUGUGUGUGUCUGUGCGUUCCACAACAUUUCAAUCUGUAAGCAUUCCUAGGACAUACUUGGGAGAGCCUUAUACAUGCACGCAUACUCGUUCUACUUGUCCCGUCGCACAUGAGCCGUUUCUGUGGAACAUUCCAUGUUGGCUAGUUAGAAAAGGGUCUUUGAAGGACCGGCUCCUGAGCUGGACAAUAUAAACGAAUAAAAGAAACACUGCAAUCAGAA
Messenger RNA from Pygocentrus nattereri (red-bellied piranha), 4540 nucleotides. It is a transcript of the gene ap2a1, whose product is annotated as adaptor related protein complex 2 subunit alpha 1. Gene Ontology annotation, molecular function: clathrin-cargo adaptor activity. Bases 819 to 3779 code for a protein of 986 amino acids. Gene Ontology annotation, biological process: intracellular protein transport; clathrin-dependent endocytosis. The record is from RefSeq and is a predicted model, not a curated record. NCBI's taxonomy places the organism in Eukaryota, Metazoa, Chordata, Actinopteri, Characiformes, Serrasalmidae. Gene Ontology annotation, cellular component: membrane coat; AP-2 adaptor complex. The transcript is spliced from 22 exons.